Vitis vinifera (wine grape) is the source of this 723-nucleotide messenger RNA. RefSeq names its product RING-H2 finger protein ATL48-like. Bases 123 to 359 code for a protein of 78 amino acids. The transcript is spliced from 2 exons. Lineage: Eukaryota; Viridiplantae; Streptophyta; Magnoliopsida; Vitales; Vitaceae. The record is from RefSeq and is a predicted model, not a curated record.
AAAGGCUUGGCUGGCAGCGUGUUACUGGUUUUCCAAAAGACAGAGCACAUGCCCAAAACAAAUUUGGUUUAAGCUUGGUUUCGGUUGGGUGAAUUGUAAUACAGAAGAAGAAGAAGAAGAAGAUGAGUACGUCGGAACCCCAUAUGGAGAAUUUAUUGAAUCAGAAGAAGCGUAUCAAGAACCCUCUCGUUCCCGUUGGUGCACUUAUGACUGCAGGAGUGCUGACAGCUGGCCUAGUUAGUUUCAGACAAGGGAAUUCUCGGUUAGGUCAGCUUCUCAUGAGAGCCCGUGUGGUUGUCCAAGGUGCUACAGUUGCACUCAUGGUUGGCACUGCUUACUAUUAUGGGGAAAAGAUGUAAUGGUUGUGGGCAGUUGAGAUAACGACUGUAAAAAUGUUCUCCUGUUUCUUUUUUGGUCUUGCUCCAUUAUUUAAUAGGUGGCUCUUAGAUGGUAAAGUAUCAUACUCCUUAUCAGGAAAUUUGGAUGUGACUUUUGCAACUUCAUUUUAAGCAAAUGUUUAUUGCGCCUGUUGGAGCUCCAAACACCCAUGCAUAUUUAUUUGCUUUAAUCCCAUUGUUUUGCUAUGGAAACGAAGAUAGAAUGAAGCAGAGUUUAAAAGGUACUGUGUACCAGGAUUGAUUGGUAUGGAUAAGAGUCCUUAUUGUUAUACUCCAACAUAUAGAUCUUAUUGUUCUGCUGAAUAAAUUGCUUGCUUUCUUGUUA